This is a messenger RNA of Myxocyprinus asiaticus (Chinese sucker), 5058 nucleotides long. Its product is annotated as kanadaptin-like. The coding region runs from base 18 to 2432 and encodes 804 amino acids. Lineage: Eukaryota; Metazoa; Chordata; Actinopteri; Cypriniformes; Catostomidae. The record is from RefSeq and is a predicted model, not a curated record. The transcript is spliced from 14 exons. Gene Ontology annotation, molecular function: mRNA binding; protein binding.
UCGUUACACCAAACAGCAUGUCGAACAGUGAGCGCAUGAUGGAAUCUGCCCGCAGUUCACAGACAGAAAAUAAUCACACAGUCAUGGAGACAAAGAAGAGCUCGGACCAGGAGAAUGGUCAGACAUGUGACAUAGAAGAGGACAUCACCAGCACUAAUGAAAACAAGGAUGAACCUUUCAAGAAACCGGUGAGUUUUGCAGCCCCGUCUCUGUUGGUGAAGAAAUCAGGUUCAAACUCAGUCAAUAAAGCCACAGAAGAAUUAAACAGCAGCCAGUCAGAGAAUAAAGACAAAGAUCAUGGUACAAAACGUCAGCAGUCAUCUGCACGCCCCACAGACACAAAACCAGACCAAUCAGAUCUUAAAGAUCUUCCACAAGCCAAUACAUCAGAGGCACCACAGAAGACCCAGCCCAAAACAAAAGACAUCAGACCCAAGAUCCCUGCCAAGCUACCACCGUCGGGUAAAUUUCCUCCCCUUCCGUACACUGAACCCCCGUGGGGGUUUGUUCCUGACAUAUCUUACUCAUUUGAGCUGUUGAAAAACGGGGCGAUCCUGGACACGGUCCCGCUGACCCAGAGGAGUUAUUUUGUGGUGGGUCGUCUGCCGGUUUGUGAUGUAUCUCUGGAACAUCCGUCCAUCUCCCGCUAUCACGCUGUUGUGCAGUACCGAGGCAAAGAGGGACAGGACGAGGUCGUGGGAGAGGAGAGAGGGUUUUAUGUCUAUGAUCUGGGCAGCACUCAUGGGACUUUCGUCAAUAAGAACAAGAUUCCUCCUAAAACAUAUAUAAGGGUCCGCGUGGGACAUGUACUUAAGUUUGGGGGAAGCACAAGACUCUUUAUUCUGCAGGGUCCAGAGUUUGAUGAAGAGGCAGAGUCUGAACUGACGGUGACAGAGCUCAGAGAACGGGCCAGGAAGCAGAGAGAAGAGCUGGAGAAGAGAAUGAUGGGUGAUGGCUCAGAUGAGGAAGAGGAGAAAGAGGAAAGUGAAGCCAGUGCUUUAGGAAAAAGUUCAUCAGAAGAUACUGGCUGUUCCUGGGGAAUGGUUGAAGAGGAAGUGCCUGAAGAGGAUGAGAAUGAGGAAAAUCCAUUUGCCAUGGAGUUUCAUGAAGAUCAGGAAGCAGCUUACCUCAAAGAUCCUAAAAAGGCCCUGCAGGGCUUCUAUGACAGAGAAGGGGAAGAACUAGAGUUUGAAUAUGAAGACAAAGCCCAUGGCACCUGGCUCUGCAGAAUCAAGUUGCCAGUGGAUGAUGCUGUGGGAAGGCAGCUGGUGGCUGAAGUGACCCACUCAGGGAAAAAGAAGGAAGCGGCUGUCCAGUGCUGUUUAGAGGCCUGUCGCAUCCUGGAGGCCCGUGGUCUUCUUAGGCAGGAGGCAGUCUCCCGCAAGCGCAAGAAGAAGAACUGGGAGAAUGAAGAUUUUUACGACAGUGAUGAUGACAUAUUCCUGGACCGGACAGGUGCAGUUGAGAAGAAGAGGACUGAACGCAUGAAGAAGGCUGGAAAGAUUCAGGAGCGUCCUGAUACCUAUGAAUCACUGCUGGCUAAACUUGCUGAGGUUGAAAAAGAGCUGACUGACACUGAAAAGAAGCUCAAUUCUUCUGGAAAAGGAAGCUCCAGCUCCUCUUCAGAGGACCCUCUGGAUGCCUUCAUGAGUGCUGUACGGAGCAGUACGGCUCUGGAUGGGGUGGAGAGAAAGAAGCUCCACUUAAAUAUGGCCGAGCUGAAGAAAGAGGGUGAGCGACUGCGUAAACUAGUGGAGCUGACCAAACCUACCCAGCUACCCUCACUGCAGCCCAGCGGAUCUAGUAGUCAGUCUGCAGAGACUGAGAAACCAAAGAAGUUAUCUUUGCCUAUGUUUGGAGCCAUGAAAGGAGGCAGUAAAUUUAAACUGAAGACCGGAACUAUAGGAAAGUUGCCCCCAAAGCAAGCCAGCCUUCCCCCUGAGCUCUUCAACAUGAAGGAGCUGCCCCCUGAAGAAGAGGUGGAAGAAGAGGAGGAAGAAAAAACUGAAAAGACAGAAGAUGUAUUCACAGAUGGUGAUGUGGAGGUUAUUCAGUAUGCAGAGAUGGGAAGUCCUGAACACUCCAAUGCUGACUGUAAGAGACAUGGAAGUCACCUACACCAACCUAACGAGAGGGGAGGCUAUGUGGACCAGCCUGCAAAAAUAUUGACAUCUCAUGGAAAAGAGAAAUCAAAGUCUUCUAAUCUUCAAGACAAAAGUGCCUCUCCUCCAAAAGAGGGAGGAGACAGUGGUGUCACAAAUGUCCAGAGUCCAAAGACAAGUAUGAAGAAGAAAGUUAUUGGACCAAGCAGGCCUCCUGUGACCAUGUCCAAGACGUACCCAGAAGACGACCCCGACUACUGCGUCUGGGUUCCUCCAGCAGGUCAGACUGGUGAUGGUCGGACACAUCUGAACGAUAAGUACGGAUACUGAACAAAGAAAAAGAAGACCAUCCUCACUUAAAUGGAAUUAGCCCAACUCUUCUUCUUGGCAUUGAGAGGAAGGAUAUACUGUAUAUAUAUCAAUAUCAUCUUGUUUAUCUCACAGAAAGAUUCGGUGUCUCCUAUUAAGGAACUUUUUGACAAGAUCUUUCUAGCACUUGGUAUUGAAACAGAUAUUUUUAAGCAUUUGUCAUCCUUUGAUGUUCUCCCUUAUUUUCAGUAAACUGCACUUGGUUGCCAAGCAAGCGUCUAGGUCCUAGGUUGGAUGGGUAUUGGUUUGAAGUGGUGGUUGCAUGGAAGAAAAGGUGAUUAAAUGUUCAUGGUUGUUUUCAGACACUCUUAAUUGGCUCUUCUCCAUGCUAGCACUGGUUCUCUGUGGGAGUUAGCAUAACAAACACAGUUUUACUGGUCCAGAAAUAAUCCUGAUUUCUUAAACUUCUUAUGUUUAGGAGUUUCUGUUUGUUUACCAAACAGGAAUAUGUUUGCCCUUUACAACAGCUCACUUCAAAAUUUAACUGCUUCAAGGCAUCAUGAACGCCCAUGUCAGACCAUUGUAGUUGAAACACUGCAUCAUUAAAUGCCUUGGUCAUGUUGUCGACAAAUCAUUAUCCACAGCGUGCUGUUCUGGGAUCAGUUUAACAGGCUCAGUGACCGCUCAAUCUGCUGUUCUGGGUCACUCUCUGAGAAACACUGGAGUCCUUCCUUAGUUUGGCUGGGCUGCCACACUCCUUAUGGCAAGCACUCAUGUUGGAUGCAGUUCUGUUGACUGCUAACAAUACCUCCUCAGAAAGAUGUGGCUUUACCAGCCAUCUAUACACUUGCCCGGCAUUUUGCAAUUGGGAGCGAGCUGUUAAUGAAUCAGAAAGGGAGUGAGAGUGAGCUCUGUGCUGUGUGUGUGUGUGUGUGUAUUCUAUUGAUCUUAAUGAAGAGUGACUCAGUGUUGGGAAUGUGUGUGUGUGUGUGUGUGUGUGUGUGUGUGUGUGUGUGUGUGUGUGUGUGUGUGUGUGUGUGUGUGUGUGAUGGCGUGUACAAGGAAGGAUUAGAGCCCCCCCACAUAGGCUACUACUCACUAGUUUCUCCUCUGUUUAUCAAACCCUUUCACUCACCUUGAAUUCUCAAUUUUAGAAGAGAACGGUUUGCCCCAUACAUAUUGUUUAUUUUACAAAAGAUAAGUAACAAAAUACACAUUUAUGUUGUCUCUCACUAAGACUGGGUCUUGUUUUGUGUUUGGGGUCUUUUAAGAAAUUUGACAUAUUCAAAGUAUGUAUUAUCAUGCAUCUAGGUACACUCAAUUUAACCCAUUUCUUAACUACCGUAAUUGGCAUCAAACUCUUAAAAUACACAAUGAACUGCUAUCCAGAUUCUUUAUUUAUGAUGUGAUAUUAUGUGUGAUGUUCUAGGUUCAAUACUAGUUAAUUUCAAGAGAGCAACAGUGCCUACAAACAUUUUGAGCCAUUUUGGUUUGAAGUGUUUUUCCAAUUUAUGUCUUAUAACAGAUUUCAUUAAAGAGUUCUAAGCCAUGAACCAAACCUACCAGCGCAGAUGUGACAUUACAAACUUAGAAGCAAAAACAUAUUUGAAAAUCUGACAAAAAGACUAAGGUACAAGACCAUGAAGCAUUGCAAAUGAUGCAGUCUAAUUAAAAACGAUGGAUGGUUAUAAAAUGGUUGAUUUGAAGGUGUUUAUUAAAAGUACAGAAAUUAUAUACAUGUAUAUUUGCAAAUAUCUGAAUAUUUUGCAAUAAAAUCAAAGUAGUUUGAGAGUGUAGGGAGAUCGACUCAGUUGCGUCAUUCGCAGUACGUCAUGAGAGUAGGUGGUUUCUGCAGUUUGUUUGGUGUGCUUUGUUCGUUGCAAUUCUCUGAUUGGUGGACUGUUUGCUUUCAGGAUCAUGGGAAGUGUAGUUUACCAAAAAUUGCGGCAUUUAACAUGAAUUUGUAAAAAGGAAGAUGAAAUAACGUGGACUGAUGGCUUCAACAGAAGCAUGUACCAUCAAUUAAUAACCUUGGAGUUCAUGGUAGGUCUACAUUUAUAGGUUUAUAAGUCAGCAUAAAAAAAAUUAUUUGGUCUGUGGAAAAAAAAACAAAUGGUAUUUUGGGUCUGUUGCUCUGUUACCACAAAAAAACUUGACUCAUCACUCAGUUUGUGAAAACAAACACAAAUUUUGUUUACAUUACAAAGGAAAUCUAUGGAGCAAGACAUUAUGGGAGUUUAAAAACAGAAAUAUGCAGGACAGGUUUUUGUUAAAGUGGUUAUAUUAAUUCCUCCGUUGUCUAAAUCGUCCUUUUGAGGUAGGUCUUGUUUUUAGGUGAAUGGCCUAAUAGAUAUGUAAUGCUGACAUAAUUCCUGUGGCUAGAGUUUGCCCCAUGUAAACUCCAUGUAUCCUGUUACUUGGUUUACCAACUUUACAUGGUUAUGACUGGAGUUGAAAAUUAGAUACUUUAUUUUUUUUGUUUUAAUUCAUUUAUGCAGGUUAUAUUCUGUAGUAAUCAACAGCAUGUCACAUACAUUAAAACCACCUGCCUAAUAUUGUGCAAGUCCCCCUUGUGCCACCAAAACUGCGCCAACCCGCAUUUCAGAAUAGCAUUCGGAGAUGUUAUUCUUCUCACCACAAUUGUACA